This is a messenger RNA of Jaculus jaculus (lesser Egyptian jerboa), 595 nucleotides long. RefSeq names its product ferritin light chain. Gene Ontology annotation, cellular component: cytoplasm. NCBI's taxonomy places the organism in Eukaryota, Metazoa, Chordata, Mammalia, Rodentia, Dipodidae. Gene Ontology annotation, molecular function: ferrous iron binding; ferric iron binding. The record is from RefSeq and is a predicted model, not a curated record. Gene Ontology annotation, biological process: intracellular iron ion homeostasis; iron ion transport.
AUGACCUCCCAGAUUCGUCAAAAUUAUUCCACUGAGGUGGAGGCUGCCGUCAACUCCCUGGACAACUUGCACCUGCGGGCCUCCUAUGCCUUCUUUCUGGACUGCUAUUUCAACCAGGAGGAUGUGGUUCUGCCUGGUGUGGGCCACUUCAUCCGAGAGUUGGCUGAGGAGAAGCGUGAGGGUGUGGAGGGUCUUCUCAAGAUGCAAAACCAGCAGCAGCCAUUCUUCCAGGAUGUACAGAAGCCUUCUCAAGAUGGGUGGAGAAAAGCUCAGGAGGCCAUGGAAGCUGCCUUGGCAUGGGAGAAGAACCUGAACCAGGCUCUUUUGGAUCUUCAUGUGCUGCGUUCUACCCACGUAGACCCCCAUCUCUGUGACUUCCUGGAGAACCACAUCUUGAGUGAGGAGGUGAAGCUCAUCAAGAAGAUGGGCGACCACCUGACCGAUCUGCGCAGACUGGCGAGCCCUCAGCCAAAUCUGGGCGAGUAUCUCUUCGAGGGGCUCACCCUGAAGCAUGACUAGAUACUGCACAGCCUUCCAGGGAUUCCUGCUGUGCCUUAACCUCCCUCAGGACCUCCUCCAUCCCAGCCUGUCCAGC